Symbiodinium necroappetens is the source of this 4644-nucleotide messenger RNA. The record is from the annotation of a GenBank genome assembly. NCBI's taxonomy places the organism in Eukaryota, Dinophyceae, Suessiales, Symbiodiniaceae.
AUGCAGGCGCUGAAAGCGGUGAGACUCUGGUGGCAACCUGUUGAGGCGUCCAUCCGAAGCCGUCGUGUGGAUCUUUUGCAGGGCGCUCUCAAGGAGGCCCAUGGCGAAAGCUACCUCAGGACAGUCUAUGCGGUCAGGCGCAGUGCUAGUCUAGAUCCGGUCCACAGACACUCCGUUGAGAUGGAGAUGGCGGCUCGCCUGGUGAAGGCCAGAGCUGUGCUGGGCAAGUGGCAAGCUGGCGUAGAGGAGAUCAAGAAAGCGCACCGAGCGAGAGAUGUGGCGGGGCUGGCUCAGGCCCUGUCCCGCUUCCAGCACUCGGCAGAGGAUGCAGAGGUGGCUUUUGGGGAAUCCUUGGAUCUGAGCAGCGCGGCGGCAGAGGAGCUGCCAAAGCUGCUGAAGGACGCUCUGGAGCGCCGCGACGUGCCAAAGCUGCGCGAGGCCAUGAGCGACAUGAGCAAAGACGGUCCGAAGAACAUUGACGGUGCCGAGGAGGCCAAGAAGAUGAUCAAGAGGUACCAAAUCCGAGCACGGGCAUUGGACCACGCAGUCGGGGAAAGGAAGAUCUCCUCUAUCCAGGCUGCAUUGGCGACAUGGGACUUCAGCCGCGACGAUGUGCAUGCUGUCAAGGCACGCCAGGCCAUUGCCCGGCGUGAUCAGCAGAAGCAGAAGUUGCAGGCAGCCGUCCUGCGCAAAGAUGGCCCUCACUUGCAGCAGGUCACUCAGGAGUGGGAGUUUGACCGCACCGACGAGGACUACCAACAGGCUAUGGCGGCCUUGCGUCGUUACGACAAGCUGGUGGAAGACGUCGAGAGGCUCAUGGGACCGCCAAUGGACAUAGUUGCUCUGGCGAAUGUGCUGGACAACUGGGAGUGGUCCAAAGAUGACCCAGUCCACCUCGCUACCGAAAAGAAGAUCGCAGAGCAUGAAAAUGCGGCGCGGAAUGCUCUGCAAGCCAAGGAUGGCUGGAAGUUGCAGCGAAUCUGGCAGUUCAACGAUGUGAAGAAGAAAGGAGCCGCCCCGUCCGUGCUACAGCAGCAGAUGGCCGGGAUCAAGUGGAAAGCAACGGUGGCGAAGAACCGCUACAGAGAAGCGACGCACGCCCUGCGUGAAGCGAUCCGUGCCGCAGUGGAGGAAGCGGAAUUCAUGCGCACGGAGGCCGUGCAAGAGGUCCAGGUGCCGGGAGACGAGGACGCCUUGCAGGCUCCGCAGGAGAAUGUGCUCAUGAGCCUGGCACGGUUCUCCACGACGGGCCUUCCGCCCAAAGAGUACGAGCUGCGGACGCUCGUGGACAACUGGCCCUUCAGUCUCGACGACCCCACUUUGCAGAUGGCCUCCUGCUGGGUGGCUUCCAGAGCCUUGCUGAAGACCUGCUCGCUCCGGUAUUUGGACAUCGCACUACACGGCGGGCACACGGUGAGCAUCACGAAAGCCCUGGGCCGCGCAUCUGCUGUGGCAGUACCUCCUCGGAUCUACCACAAGUUCAUCAAGCUUCCUGAGAACAUUCUGCGCGGCAAGGAAGAGGCCCUGAUGCGAGAGGCCACGAUGCAGGCUGUGGGUGCCAUGAGUCUCGGUGUAGAGCCGGAUGACCUCAUGAUGGCCUCUGCAUUUGCGAAGGAGCUGGCGGACAAGGCCAGGCUCGUCCGCAUGGCGGUGUCCUGCGUCGAGGCAGGUCGUAUCCCCACGCUUCGUGCGGCCUCAAAACCUCCAAGGGUGGUCCAUGGUAUCAUGGAGACGAUCUGCCAUUGUGUCGCUGGUAUUCACCCGGUUGUGCGUGAUCCACCUCGGGACACCGGCUGGAGGACGUGCCAACGGAUGAUGAACAAUCCCAAGGUGCUGAUUGAGAAUCUCACGUCUCUUCCGGAUUGGGUGGCAUCUGGCAGAACCGAACCGAUUGAAAGAGCCAAGGCUCACUGGGCCAAGGUGCAGGCAGAAGUGGGCCGACAGCAGGACUGCACCGUGGAGGCAGUCCGCCGUCAAAGCAUCUUGGCCGGACAAUUCCUGCUCUUCCUGGAACAGACGUUCGGGUUCUACGAGCUCCUCAGUUUGGCAAAUGUUGCUCCGGAGAAGCGCCGAGGUGCCCAUGCAAUUGCGAGAGAUGCAGAUGCACAAAGACUGUCCGACCUCCAGGCAAUCUUCGUCACACUCCGCGAAGAAGCUCUCAGCAACCCAGAAUUUGCCGGGCAGCCACUCUGGUACUACGUCCUCACCAAAGCCAAAGGCUCCCUUGCGAGCGACAUGCUCUUCAGUGCUGCCUGGGCGGUCGCCGGCGGCAGUGCAGAAGCGGUGCGGGAAUGUGUCGAGCGAGCUCGACUACAAGUGAUGGAAGCGUUGGCGGUGACAUCUGUGUCGAACGCAGUGCUUAGCAACUUAUGCCGUGGGCUGCGGCCUCCUCAGCGCGAGACCUACGUUGCGAGUGAACCACGGAGAAGCUCCAAGUUCUUGACCCAGCUGAACGGGGCCGAGUUGGGCGCCAAAGCUUCGCUCCACAGGGCAAACAAGAGCAUUGAGGCAUCGCGGGCCUUCAAGCACAAUCAGACGGUAGCGAGGGAGGUGGAUGUGCUCAUCAUAAGGAUCACGGGCGAGGAAGCUGCCCUCCUUCACAUGCCCAUCAGCUCUACUGUGAAGGAUCUUCAAGAACGCCUCGCCGCCGUUGAGAGUGUGCCCGCUCAACAUCAAGUACUCCUUUUCGAGAAUAAGGAGCUUACUGCUCACACACCCGUGAAGAGCUUGCGAAGGGACAGGGAAAGCGUGGUGUUCUGUACCCUUUACUACAAGUCGGAAGAACUGGUGCACCGGAUCGAGGCAGCGAUGUUGAAGAUCGCGCAGUGCUCGCAGCUGGACCUGGACAUGCCAUCGCUGCUGGGUGGGCAACUGGCAGAUCCAGCAAUAUGCCUGAUCUACGGCACCAGCAUGUUCGACACUACGGUGGCGCGGCCUGGAGGAGGAGAGCGACGCCAGGGUGGCCGGCGGGUGGCGAUUUCGGUCAGAAAGAAUGAGACAGUAAAGGCUUUAGGUGACAUGGGCGCAGCUCUGCCCUUCGAGAUCCCUGCGAGCCCUCCUCGAGUCUUGAGCCCACCGAUACCCACUCCAACGUCUCCGAGGAAGCAGUCACUUCAGUUGACGAUGAUGGACAUUCUUCGCACUACGACAGAGCUCGUCCGCGGCCAUGCCUGGGGAGUGCCAAGAACAGGCCAGUACUCGGUGCAGGUGGACACUCCUUGGCAGAUGCAGGUGGUGUGUGAGAUCUUGGAGUUGAGCACGAACUUGCUCAAAAAGCCGCUCGUGCCACAGGCCAAUCUCAGUACGUCGCUUCGUCUUCUACAGGAACUAGAGGAGGCUGGGCUGCCGGCCAGUUACCAAGUUGAGUUCAUUGAGCAGCGCCGGCGAUCUGCUGCCUUCUUAGGAUCCAUUCCGACCACGCCAGGGACUCCCGAGACGAAGCCUGGUUCGCGCCACAGCGACCGGGACCGGGACUUGCAGUUCGGAAGACGGGACACCUCGUCCGAGAGCCGGAGACGCGACAACACGAUGGAUGGUCCCAACUUCACACGCCGAGAGACCUCCCGCGAGCGCGAUGACGCUCUGUCUUGGCGGCGAGAGAACGCGAUGCAGGACUCCGUGUCUCCACCGCCCGUGAGGGAGGCCGACUACCAACGUGGUCUCCAUGCUGUCAGCGCCUUCGUCAAAGCCAUGAAGGCUAUGGCUGAGCAGGGUAUACCGAUCGUCUAUCCACACGUUGAGUACGUACGUUGUGCGAUUGACAGCGCUGGGCUCGCCUUUCUCAACAGCCCGCCAGCCGCAGAGCCUGCGCAGCGGCUGCGAUGGGCCGAGGGCAUCAUGUCUGUCCAGCUCGCGCCACUUCCAAGCUUCGACCAGACGUUGAAGCGCAUUGCGAGGUGCAUUGACGAAGAGCAGCUUGCGGAACUGGCAGCUAACGCAGAGCCGCCGGAGAACAUGCAGCGCGGUGCUUUGGGCACCGGCAUCGAGCGGCUUUUCGCAGCUCUGGCCUGGGUUCUGGACCCACAGUGCAAUUGCGACCGGCGCUGGUCGCAAUCCCGACAGCUGCUCUUGGACGCAGAAGGUUUCGCAGAAGAGCUGGCCUCUUGGACAUCUGCUUCGGCAGAGCCUCGCCGAAUGAAUCGAGCGAAGCAGCUGCUCAUGGAGGUCUGGACUUGGGUUGGAAGUGGAUGCAGCGGCGUUCAAGCUCUGCGGACGCUCUUCUGCUGGUUGACACUAGCGGUCGCGAUCACACCUGUCGCGGAGCAGGGAGCACGACUGAGACCCGUGCACAGCAUCAUCAAGACCGGCCUCCAACGCGUGGACGCCUCUCCGCCCGCGGGCCGCGCCAGCGCCGCAGCGAAGGCCUGGACGUCCGUGCUUUUCCUUUUGGAUAGCAGCGCCGAGGCGUGGUGGUGGCUCAAAGGCAUUCGAUCGUCUUCCCAGGCACCGAGUCCAUGGACAAACAGCGAAGACGGUGGCGUUGGUGUCGCCAAUCCCAUGUUUGGCAAGCCGGAGGAUGCAUGGCAGCAGGGCGAAGACCCUUUCGAUGGUAACGAUCCGACGGCGGCUGCUCUGGAGUUUGACCGGGAAUUGGACAAGGAAAUUGACGAGGUUCUAAAGGAUGAUGGCGGCUAUGCAUUCUGA